AUGUCGCUGGAAACUCGCGAGAUCCAGGCCACUGGGACUCAGAGCGUCCGUCCAUCCGUCCAUCCGGGUGGGGAGGACCGAGGAAGGGCAGAAAGCAUCCCCUGCAUGGGCGACGAGGAGCCCCGGAGUUUCAAGGACGAGGCGCUGGACCAAACGCGCCUGGCGCUGCCCAUUUGCGCCGGACUGCUGUCGACGCAGGUGGUGAACCUCGUCUCCACGGUGCUCGUGGGACGCCUGGGCGCCCGCGACCUCGCUGCGGCCAGCCUGGCGGUGAGCCUGGCGAACGUCUCCGGCUACAGCGUCAUCGUGGGGGUGGCCAGCACCCUGCAGACCACGGCAGGGCAAGCUUUUGGCGCUCGGAACUUCGAAGAAGUCUCCUUGAGCUUGCAGCGCUGCAUGCUGCUGUGUGCGGUUUUCCUUUGCAUCGUCGCGGCCUUGUGGUUCAACAGCCACUCCCUGCUGCUUCUGGGCGGCCAGGAGGAAGCGAUUGCGGCCAUGGCGGCACAGUAUUUGCACAUUUUGCUUCCAGGGCUGUGCUGUUUCGUGGUCACCCAGUGCCUCCAGCAGCUUGAUCCGCACGGCGUAGAGCAGCCGAGCUUGGGGGCUCUGUUGUGUGAGACUCCCUUCGCCAAUGGGUUUCUGGCCUCAAAGGAUAUUGUGGUGGUGUUGCCACCGCCCUCGUUAUUUUACAACAUGAACUGGCUGGCGGGGCAGCGUGUGACCGGUGUGCAGGGCAGCAGCGGCUUCGUCUUGGCGGUGGUCCAUUUACCGCUCUGCUGGCUGCUGGUGCAGCAGAUGGGCUAUUUGGGGGCGGCAGUGGCCACCUCCAUGGGGAACUGUUUGCGGCUGAUCUGGGUGAUCUACAAGCAGCCCGGCUGGCCCAGCUUCCUUCGCUUGGCCUUGCCCAACUUCCUGAUGAUCUCGGAGUGGUGGGCAGCCGAGAUCAUCGUGCUUCUGGCGGGCACGUUGCCCAAUGCCGAAGCGAACUUGACGGCGAUGGCCAUCUUCUCCAACACCUGUUCCCUUUGCUUCUACUUCCCCUGUGGCCUGGGCAUGGCCACCAACACCCGCGUGAGCAACGAGCUGGGCGCCGGACGCGCUCAUGGUGCGCGCGCAGCCAUGCGCGUGAGUAUGUUGCUGGGUUUGGGCUUGGUGAUGCUCACGUCCUUAGCGGUGCUCUUGGGCCGCCAUGGCUGGCUACGCCUCUUCACCGCGGACCGCGCGGUGGACGCCACCGCGGAGCCGGUGCUGCAGGUGGCCAGCGCCUACGUGGUCUUCGAUGGGCUCACCAUCGUGGUGAACGGCGCGCUGAAGGGCUGCGGCCGCCAAAUGAUCCAGGCGCCUAUCGUGGUGGCGUCCUACUACUUGUUGGGCCUCCCGAUCGCUUGGCUGUUGGCCUGGCCGGAGCACCUGGCCACCCUGGGCCUGGCGCUGGGCGCGCUCGUGGGCACGGCGGCCAACCUCUUGGGCUUCCUGUGGUGGCUCGGUGGGAAGAGGAAGACGAUACUUCCCACCAACUCCACUGGAAAAGCAUCAGUAGUUAUCUGUGGCCCAGUCCCCGCACCUGCCAGCUGCUAG
Durusdinium trenchii is the source of this 1578-nucleotide messenger RNA. Lineage: Eukaryota; Dinophyceae; Suessiales; Symbiodiniaceae. The record is from the annotation of a GenBank genome assembly.